AUGGGAAACUCAAGUGAGACUGUAUCAUUUGUGCUGGCUGCUUAUGGAAAUGUGGGAGAGUUAAAACACCUUUAUUUUAUUAUAAUACUGGUCUGGUAUUUCUCUAUAUGUGUGGCCAACACAGUUCUUAUUGUGAUCAUACGUGUGGACAGAAGACUACAUGAGCCAAUGUAUAUACUACUUUGUAAUUUAUGUUUGAGUGAAAUAAAUGGCAGCACAUCACUGUAUCCUCUUUUGCUCUCACAGAUGUUUUCAGACAGUCAUGAGGUGACUGUGUCGUGGUGUUUUCUGCAGAUGUGUUGUUUGUACACAAGUGCUUCUGUUGAGCUUUGUAGUUUAGCAGCCAUGGCCUAUGACAGAUAUAUCUCAAUAUGUAAUCCAUUCACCUAUAAUGUGAUUAUGAACACAGAGAGAGUGUUUUUGAUGAUUCUGCUUGUGUGGCUGUAUUCAUUUCUUAGUUUUAUUUUCUCAUAUUCAUUCAUCUUCAGUUUGAAGUUUUGUGGAAAUAUAAUUCACAACGCAUAUUGUGACCACCAAUUAAUAAUUAGACUUUCAUGUUCUGUUCCAAUCCAAAGCUUUAUUUCUGACAUAUCCUUCGCCAUUGUGAGUGUUUUCAUACCCUUCAGUCUCAUUUUAGUUUCUUACCUGAAGAUUUUGAGAGUUUGUCGAAAAACAUCAAAAGAAAACAAACAGAAAGCCGUGACUACUUGCACCCCUCAGAUCGUCUCUGUGUCAAACCUGUGUGUCGGGUGCAUUUGUUACUUUAUUGACUUCAGAUUUUUAGUUUCUCAGGUACCAGAUGAAGUUCGUAUAAUUUUGCCUAUGUAUGUCCUCAUUUUUCAACCUAUGCUCACCCCAUUUAUGUAUGGAUUUAAUUUGCCAAAGAUAAGGCAAUCAUAUCAAAGGUUUCUGUUUGAGAGAAAAUAA
Messenger RNA from Oreochromis aureus, 927 nucleotides. RefSeq names its product olfactory receptor 4D1-like. Gene Ontology annotation, biological process: G protein-coupled receptor signaling pathway. Gene Ontology annotation, molecular function: G protein-coupled receptor activity; olfactory receptor activity. Bases 1 to 927 code for a protein of 308 amino acids. Lineage: Eukaryota; Metazoa; Chordata; Actinopteri; Cichliformes; Cichlidae. Gene Ontology annotation, cellular component: membrane. The transcript has a single exon. The record is from RefSeq and is a predicted model, not a curated record.